Molecule: messenger RNA, 596 nt
Organism: Lingula anatina
Lineage: Eukaryota; Metazoa; Brachiopoda; Lingulata; Lingulida; Lingulidae
Product: sushi, nidogen and EGF-like domain-containing protein 1
Biological process (GO): cell-matrix adhesion
Source: RefSeq, a predicted model, not a curated record
AGGUUAACAAUGCAACCAUCAGUGCAUCAACGACUCCACAAGAUGUCGGCAGCGGUGUGAUGUUGUCUCUUGACCCAACUGGCUUCCCAAGGACUGUUGUGGAGGUGCCUGGUGUUGUGAAAGUUGAACUCACCACCCCUGUUGAGGGAUUAAGGCGUAAAGGACAUAGAGCCAUCAUAACCGUUCCAGCCACAUAUGCUGGGAAACUGAAUGGGCUGUGUGGAGAUUUCGAUGGUGAUUCUGCUGACGAUGAAUCCCCCUGUUCUGGAGGCCCUCCUGCAGAUUGCUUUGUGGAUGACGGAAGUUGCGGAGCCUAGACUAGUAACACCAUUACCAAGCAUAUAAGGCAAGAUUACAGUGGACAGGAGGAUAACAGACAAGAUCUUAGAAACUCUGCAAGUUCAGCAUGCUUGAUCAAAUUGGGUUUAAUCUUAUUAUUUUUUUAAUCUAUUGGAUCUACUGUCUUUAACCUAUUGAUAUGGUUAUUAUGCAUUUUUGUCUUGAUAUUUAAAGAGUCCAUUUUUAAGGACACUGAAUUGGACUUUAUAUAUUUACACCUAGAAAUGACAGAUGAAAUUAUUUUUAGCAAAAUUUCU